Molecule: messenger RNA, 3497 nt
Organism: Syngnathus typhle (broad-nosed pipefish)
Lineage: Eukaryota; Metazoa; Chordata; Actinopteri; Syngnathiformes; Syngnathidae
Product: dynamin-2-like
Exons: 20
Coding region: 286-2865 (859 amino acids)
Cellular component (GO): cytoplasm; microtubule; membrane
Molecular function (GO): GTP binding; microtubule binding; GTPase activity
Source: RefSeq, a predicted model, not a curated record
AGCGUCCAGUCGGAGGCUGGGUGUGUGUCGCCUGACCGGAUAAUGAAAGAAGUUAACAGUUAAUGUAGCUCGAGUAGUCCGUAUUUUAGUCUGCUUCUUGUUUUGUUGCAUCCCAGGCGUGUCAACAUUUGUUAUCUUAUCAUUUUACGGGGGUGGUAAAAUACACCAUAGAUAUUUGACUAACCGCGCAAUUCCAUAUAGAACUUUGGAUAAGCGACCCGUUGGCCUUCUUUUUGACAGUCAAGACAAGUAGUUGGAGCCCGCUGAGCGGACCGGGUUGGCAUCAUGGGAAAUCGGGGAAUGGAAGACCUCAUUCCCCUCAUCAACAAGCUUCAGGACGCUUUCAGCUCCAUCGGCCAGAGUUGCAACUUGGAGCUGCCCCAAAUAGCGGUCGUCGGCGGCCAGAGCGCAGGGAAGAGCUCGGUUCUGGAGAAUUUCGUUGGCAGAGACUUCUUGCCCAGAGGGUCUGGUAUCGUCACUCGUCGUCCUCUUAUUCUGCAACUUGUUAACAACAAAGCAGAGUAUGCAGAGUUUCUGCACUGCAAGGGCCGUAAAUUUGUGGACUUUGAUGAAGUCCGUCAGGAGAUUGAAGCGGAAACGGACCGGCUCACCGGAUCCAACAAAGGCAUUUCACCCAUUCCAAUCAACCUUCGAGUCUACUCCCCUCACGUAUUAAACCUGACCCUGAUCGACCUGCCGGGAAUGACCAAAGUGGCUGUAGGAGACCAGCCUGUAGACAUCGAACACCAGAUCAGAGACAUGCUCCUACAGUUCAUCACCAAGGAGAGCUGCCUCAUUCUGGCCGUCACUCCCGCUAAUAUGGACCUGGCCAACUCUGAUGCCCUCAAGAUUGCCAAGGAGGUCGAUCCUCAAGGUCUGCGGACUAUAGGAGUGAUUACCAAGCUGGACUUGAUGGAUGAGGGGACUGAUGCUCGAGACAUUCUGGAAAACAAACUCCUUCCUCUCCGCAGGGGUUACAUUGGGGUGGUGAACCGGAGUCAGAAGGACAUUGAUGGGAAGAAAGAUAUUCGUGCCGCUUUGGCGGCUGAGCGCAAGUUCUUCUUGUCCCAUCCUGCAUACAGACAUUUUGCAGAGCGCAUGGGCACACCACACCUGCAGAAGACACUAAAUCAGCAACUUACCAACCACAUCCGUGAAACCCUGCCUGGGCUACGCAGUAAGCUGCAAAGCCAGCUUCUCUCCCUGGAAAAAGAGGUGGAAGAAUAUAAAAACUUUCGUCCUGAUGAUCCUGCACGCAAAACCAAAGCUUUGCUUCAGAUGGUGCAGCAGUUUGGCGUGGACUUUGAGAAGUGCAUUGAAGGCUCGGGGGAUCAGGUGGACACCUCCAACCUAUCUGGAGGAGCAAAGAUCAACCGCAUUUUUCAUGAGCGUUUUCCUUUUGAGCUAGUGAAGAUGGAGUUUGAUGAGAAGGAGCUGAGGAAAGAAAUUAGUUACGCAAUCAAAAACAUCCACGGAGUCAGGACAGGCCUUUUCACUCCCGACAUGGCGUUUGAAGCUAUAGUGAAAAAGCAGAUCAUUAAGCUGAAAGACCCCUGUCUGAAAUGCGUUGACCUCGUCGUCACCGAGCUUGUCACCCUGAUCAGGAAGUGCACCGAAAAGCUUGGAUCAUAUCCUCGCCUUAGAGAAGAGACUGAGCGAAUUGUUACCACUUACGUCAGAGAGAGGGACAGCAAGACUAAAGACCAGGUGCUCCUGUUAAUUGACAUUGAACUGUCCUACAUCAACACUAAUCACGAGGACUUCAUUGGGUUUGCCAAUGCACAGCAGAGGACGACUGCAAAUGCAACCAAAAAAAGAGUCAUGCCUAACCAGGUUAUCCGUCGAGGCUGGUUGACAAUCAACAUUAGCAUCAUGAAGGGAGGCUCCAAGGACUACUGGUUCGUCCUCACUGCAGAGUCUCUUUCCUGGUACAAAGAUGAGGAGGAGAAGGAGAAGAAGUACAUGUUGCCUCUUGACAACCUGAAACUAAGAGAUGUGGAGAAGGGAUUCAUGUCCAGCAAACAUGUCUUUGCCAUAUUUAACACUGAGCAGAGAAACGUGUACAAAGACCUGCGGCAGAUCGAGCUGGCGUGUGACACUCAGGAGGAUGUAGACAGCUGGAAAGCCUCGUUCCUCAGAGCUGGUGUUUACCCUGAGAAAGACCAGGCCGAAAAUGAAGAGGCCAUGAUUCCAGGCGACACCGUAUCUAUGGACCCGCAGUUGGAGCGGCAGGUGGAGACCAUCCGCAACCUGGUGGACUCGUAUAUCAGCAUUGUCAACAAGUCCAUCAGAGACCUCAUGCCUAAGACCAUUAUGCAUCUCAUGAUUAACAGUGCAAAGGACUUCAUCCAUUCUGAGCUGCUAGCCUACCUGUACUCAGCUGGGGACCAGAGCAGCCUGAUGGAAGAGUCUGCUGAGCAGGCUCAGAGGAGAGAUGAGAUGCUCCGAAUGUAUCAUGCGCUGAAGGAAUCUCUGGUCAUUAUUGGUGACAUCAGUACCACCACUAUUUCAACCCCUGUGCCUCCACCGGUAGACGACACCUGGAUCAAAGAGCCUAGUCUCCCUGCAGGAACCCGCCCUGCCGCUGCAACAGCGCCCCCUCCAAACCGACCCCCAGCAGUCAGGGGACCCGCGCCCGGUCCAGCCCCACCGCUGAAUCCUUCACCGGCAUUCGGCGCUCCACCAGUACCAACUCGACCUGGCCCACCACCUGCCCAGUCUGCUUUUGAACCAAGCGUUCCACUCAUUCCCUCCAGACCGGCACGUGUGCCUCCUGCUCUACCACCAGGCAUCCCAAGCAGAAGGCCCCCGGCUGCUCCCAGACCCACCAUCAUACGUCCUUCAGAACCCUCCCUGCUUGACUAGAAGCGCACACACACUCUAUGCAAACAUUUCAUGUAGUUUACACUUUUAUAUAUCCAGUUAGUUUCUUAUCUGCAGUUUAAAGAUGUAUGAUAUGACAUUUUGACCUGUUAUCAUUGAUGACUUUUGAGAUUAUGUAAAGGGAUCAUUCUUGUGAGUCUUGUGGUUUAAGAACCAUCACAUUUUCGAUAUAUUAUUUCAUGUUAAAUUCAUUUUGUAAUGGCAGGAAAUUUAUUUUCAAGAAAAUUAUGAAGAAAUUUCUACAUGCUAAUGCAGUGUCAAAAAUCUUACACACUAAGCACCUCAUGACAUGAGUUGCACUUUUUGAUGAGUCAUUUCUCCAUGUGUGGUAAAUCUACAAGAUUAUAUUUUAGGUCAUCCCACAAUGAACAAAUUUUAAUAAUUCUCCCUUAGUAUUUUUUGCAAAAUUGCUUCCAUAACCUAAUUUAUCAGUAUGAUAUGAGUUUUAUAGGUUUUAUCAUAUUCUGUCUCCCAGCAGUGCAUGAUAAAUAUUAAUCUCGCCUUGACCGUGUAUCACGAUAAUCACGUAAAAAGCCAUGAAUAUCAUUAUCUGACUUAAAGUGCCUGCUUUUCAGAAUGUUUAUUAAAGGAUGCCUUUCAUUUUUAAAAAUGAG